Molecule: messenger RNA, 1084 nt
Organism: Musa acuminata subsp. malaccensis (wild Malaysian banana)
Lineage: Eukaryota; Viridiplantae; Streptophyta; Magnoliopsida; Zingiberales; Musaceae
Source: RefSeq, a predicted model, not a curated record
CAAGUUAUCCUAAUCCUCCUCAUAAAGGCGAGGCGAGGCGAUGAUAUAAGAAAGAACAUGGACCGCUCCCUCGGUGCCUGCCUUGCGGUAUAUAUGUUUGCAAUCUAACCUCAAAGCGUUGCACAUCAGCGGAUAUGGGUGAAGGUGAUCUGUGUGAAUCUUCGUCGUCCCAUGGCGAGUCUGGUGAUUCGAAGCUCUCCUGGUCUUCUUCGGAGCUUACGGACGAUGCAACUUCCUCGUCUCCUCGCUCGUCGUCGACCGCAUCGCAGCCAGAUUCGAAUGGAUCUCUUUUCGACUUGUCGUCGCUCAUGGCCCAACUCCCAAUCAAAAGAGGGCUCUCCAAGUACUAUCAGGGGAAGUCCCAGUCAUUUCGAUCCCUAUCAGAUGUUAGAUGCAUGGAGGAUCUUGCAAAGGAAGAGAACCCCAACAGGAAGAAGAUGAAGGUAUGCCACGGCAUCGGAGGACUCGGUGCAACACCGAGGCUCUAUAAGAAAACAACAUCAAGGAGGGCUUCCAGGGGUUCAUGUCCCUCUUUACCGGCGAGAAGGAACAGAAGUAGUCCUUUGCGGAGCAGGAAGCCGCUAGAUUUACCUCCGGCGAAAGUGCACCGGCCCAAUGAUGUCUUGUGUCAGUGGGAGGAAAGCAAGGAGCAGUUGGCUCUACUAUAACAAGACAACAUGGAAGUGUACUGACAUCAAAGGGGUACUACAAUCCUUUUCCAACUUCGAUAGAAUUUACAACAUUAAGUUAAAUGAGAGUGAUACCAAUAAGAUGCACUAAUAUCCCAACCAUUUUAAGUCCUACCAUACGAAUCUUUUUCUAGCCACUGAAACCGAGUUGCGUCUUAAUUUGAUUCACCUCAUCUAACUACUGCCUGCAUAGGUAGUGUUCAAAAAGCGAAAGGAUUGUCCUCUGCUCUUUGUUCCAUGAAAGAAAUUAUUUCCUCUUUUGAGUCGGUAGGACUGUAGUGGUAUUGCCAAGGAAAUGGAAGAGCAUGAAUGCCAACAUUUUUGCUAGGAUUUGUGCCGAAAACAUCUACAAUGUACUUGGUGCAACUCUAAUAAUCAAAACUGCAGUUUAGACA